Messenger RNA from Penicillium macrosclerotiorum, 2619 nucleotides. It is a transcript of the gene niaD, whose product is annotated as nitrate reductase NiaD. Lineage: Eukaryota; Fungi; Ascomycota; Eurotiomycetes; Eurotiales; Aspergillaceae. The transcript has 7 exons. Gene Ontology annotation, biological process: nitric oxide biosynthetic process; nitrate assimilation. The record is from RefSeq and is a predicted model, not a curated record. The coding region runs from base 1 to 2619 and encodes 872 amino acids. Gene Ontology annotation, molecular function: heme binding; molybdopterin cofactor binding; molybdenum ion binding.
AUGCCUAGCACUAUUGCCAUGGCGUCAACAAUCACACAGACUAUCCUUGAUAAGAGUUCCCAAGAGGUUCUCUUCAAGACAUCACAAAUUAAGAUACAUGAUCUACCAACUCCAGAAGAAGUCGACAUCCCAUUACCGCCGCCUUCAUUCAAUCCGACCGAAAUUCUAGAUGUCGACAAAGGCACACCAGAUAAGCAUGUGCCUCGAGACCCUCGCCUUAUUCGAUUGACGGGUGUUCAUCCCUUCAAUGUCGAACCUCCUCUCACAUCCCUAUAUAAAGAAGGAUUUCUCACAUCACCGGAAUUGUUCUAUGUACGGAAUCACGGCCCAGUUCCCCAGGUUCGUGAUGAAGACAUUCCAAACUGGGAGAUAAGCAUCGAGGGGUUGGUAGAAAACCCGAUCACUCUCAGUUUCCGGGAGAUUCUCGAGAAAUAUGAACAAAUCACAGCGCCAAUCACCCUCGUUUGUGCUGGGAAUCGCCGAAAAGAGCAAAACACAGUGCGCAAAUCCAAGGGUUUUUCAUGGGGCCCUGCGGGUCUCUCGACAGCCCUAUUCACCGGUCCUAUGAUGGCCGAUAUCAUUCGGAGCGCAAAGCCACUCCGCCGAGCCAAAUACGUGUGCAUGGAGGGCGCAGACAAAUUGCCAAACGGUUUCUAUGGGACGUCAGUGAAGUUGAACUGGGUAAUGGAUUAUAACCGAGGAAUCAUGUUGGCGCAUAAAAUGAAUGGGGAGUCAUUACGGCCCGACCAUGGUCGACCAUUACGAGCUGUGGUUCCAGGCCAAAUUGGGGGGCGAAGUGUCAAAUGGCUCAAGAAGCUGAUAUUGACCGACACUCCAAGUGAUAAUUGGUAUCACAUAAAUGAUAACCGUGUACUUCCUACCAUGGUAUCUCCGGAAAUGUCUGCCCAAGACCGCAAAUGGUGGACCGACGAGCGUUACGCCAUUUAUGAUCUCAAUGUCAAUUCUGUUGCGGUAUAUCCCGAGCAUGAAGAGGAAUUAGAGUUGUCUACGGCAGGGUCGAUGUAUACCGCCAAGGGGUAUGCAUAUGCCGGUGGUGGUCGAAGGAUCACUAGAGUUGAGAUAUCUCUGGAUAAAGGCAAAUCCUGGCGUCUUGCCGAUAUCGAGUAUGCAGAGGACAAAUACCGAGAAUUUGAAGGUGAUUUAUUCGGAGGAAAAGUGGACAUGUGGCAGCGAGAGACUUGCUUUUGCUGGUCUUUCUGGUCAUUGAAUAUUCCGGUUGCAGACUUGGAGAGCAGCGAUGCCUUGCUUGUCCGAGCUAUGGAUGAGGCAUUGACUGCCCAACCUCGCGACAUGUACUGGUCUGUUUUGGGCAUGAUGAACAAUCCAUGGUUCCGUGUCACUAUCACCAAAUCUGGCAACAAGCUCAAGUUUGAGCAUCCCACUCACCCAGCAAGGGCUGGUGGAUGGAUGGAGAGAGUCAAGAAAGUGGGCGGAGAUUUGACCAAUGGCAAUUGGGGCGAGAGGCAUGAAGGCGAAGAGCCCGCGGCACCUGAGCCAGUGAAGGAAAUUAAUAUGAAGAGAGAGGGCGUGAAUCGACAAAUCGAUCUUGCAGAGCUCAAGGCAAAUAGUAGUGAAGAGAAGCCGUGGUUCGUGGUCAACGGCGAAGUGUAUGAUGGCACAGCAUUCCUGGAAGGCCACCCCGGUGGAGCAAUCAGUAUCACUUCAUCAGCUGGACUGGAUGUUUCGGAAGACUUUAAUGCCAUUCACAGCGAAACGGCCAAACUAAUGAUGCCCGAUUAUCAUAUCGGCACAUUAGACAAAGUAUCUCUAGAAGCAUUGAACAAUCCUUCUACAGCCACAUCAGAUGAGCCGCGCCCACUAUUCCUCCAGUCCCGGGUAUGGUCAAAACUCAAGCUCACCGAGAUCAAAAAUGUUUCUUGGGACACGCGAAUAUUUGUUUUCGAUCUCGAGCACGAGAAGCAAUCUCUGGGUCUUCCGAUCGGACAGCACUUGAUGAUCAAGGUCAACGACACCGAGAACAAAAAUGAGGCCAUUCUUAGAUCGUAUACACCAAUAUCAGACACGAAUGUACUGGGCAAGCUGGAGCUGUUGGUCAAGAUUUAUUUUCCCACAGAAACAAUUCCAGGAGGCAAAAUGACAAUGGCCCUCGACAAGCUCGCUCUUGGGGCUGAGAUCGACUGCAAGGGCCCAACAGGACGGUUUGAGUACCUAGGAAACGGCGUGGUACUCAUCAGCGGUAAAAAACGGAAAGUGACGUCUUUCACGAUGAUCUGCGGUGGAACUGGCAUCACGCCCAUCUUCCAGGUCCUCCGAGCGAUUAUGCAAGACCCCGAGGACUCUACCAGAUGCGUUGUUCUGGACGGAAAUAGGCUCGAGGAGGACAUCUUGUGUCGCUCGGAGCUUGAUGCAUACGAGGCAAUGGACAGCCGAAAGUGCACCAUUGUGCAUACGCUCACAAAGGGAUCAGAGAGCUGGAAAGGUCGUCGGGGGCGAAUCUCCGAGGCGCUCAUCAAAGAGUAUGCACCUCCUGCAGAGAGCAGUAUGGCAAUUCUUUGCGGCCCGGGGGCAAUGGAGCAGUCGGCAAAGAAGAUCUUGCUUGACCAAGGCUGGUCGGAGUCAGAUCUCCAUUUCUUUUAG